CAGAACGUGGUUAUUCAGAAUUUUUUUUCUUAUACGUGAAAAAGAACUUCCUACACACACCAUACUUUAUAAAUUAAUCAAGAAUCACAACGAUAAUUGAAAGGCACAGAAAUGUUGACGCGAGCAUCCAUAAUCGUUCGCCGGCAAGCAUUGCUAAAAUCAAACAUGAUUUCGCAGGAAAUUGUUACAUAUAGACAUAUCCACUUAGUCACUCAGGGAAAAAGGAUUCCUAGAAACAAUUCUUUAUUGGAUCUGCAAAGAAACUGUAGAAUUACAGGAAUCUCUUUAGUUCGUUAUGCUAGUACAAAUGAAACCACAGAAAGUAAAACUCCAGUAAGUGAAACUAUAACAAAUGAAACUCCAGUAAUUGAAACUAUAAUAAAUGAAACACCACCACAAAAUAGUCCAUAUGAUGAAAUACCAGAUCCACCAACACCAAUACAAGAAAUAAUAGAAAAUAUUGUGAAAGUGCAUCCAAAUGGAGAGCCAACGUUCGAGAGUCUAGGAUUGGGUGGUUGGACUCCGCCAGGGAUUGUACAGAAUAUCUUAGAAUUUAUGCACAUAAAUUUAGAUAUGCCAUGGUGGUUGACAAUUGUUAUAGCUACUAUUUGUGCAAGAAGUCUUCUAUUUCCCUUAGUGAUAAAAGCGCAAAAGAAUAUGAUUCGACUUACAAAUCAUAUGCCAGUAAUAAAAGACUUCCAUGCGAGAUUGACAGAAGCCAGGAAUUGCGGCGAUCAUUUGCAAAGUGCACAAGUAGCGGCAGAGAUGAUGAAGUUCAUGAAAACGAACAAAAUUAGUUUUACACAGAACAUUAUGAUGCCAUUAGUACAGGCACCAGUGUUCAUCUCCUUCUUCUUCGCAUUGAGAAAAAUGGCAAACUUGCCUGUGGAGAGCUUAAAAGACGGUGGCUUUUUGUGGCUAAAGGACCUUACAGUAUAUGAUCCUUAUUAUAUAAUGCCGAUAAUUACCAGUGUAACAAUGUUUAUCACAAUCGAACUCGGCACGGAUGGCACUAAUAUCCAUGCGAUGGGUAUAAUGCGAUAUGUUUUGCGAGCUUUGCCAUUCGUUGCUUUACCGUUUAUGUUGCAUUUCCCUGGGACUAUUUUGACAUAUUGGGUAGCAACAAACAGUAUCUCUCUGGUACAAACUAGUUUUCUAAAAAUCCCACGUAUAAAGAAAGCUCUCGGUAUGCCCACCAUGAUAAAACGCGAUAUUCCAAAAGCGUCCACCAAAAGCGUCCAAGGUUUCGUUAAUGAAAUGAAGGAAUCUUGGACAAACAUGAAGAUAACAAAGCAGCUAUCUGAUAGAGAACGGGCAGAUACAAUACAGUUUAAUAGCGCGGGUAAGGGUCCCAUAGUGAAGACGUUUAAAUAUGAUCCGACGAAGCAAAAGCAAUCGACAACAGUAUUUACAAAAAGUAGAGAAUAAUUUUAUUUAGAAUUAAUAUGUAUUUAGUUACACAAUGUGCAACACAAUAAACAAAAUUGUAAU
Molecule: messenger RNA, 1491 nt
Organism: Trachymyrmex cornetzi
Lineage: Eukaryota; Metazoa; Arthropoda; Insecta; Hymenoptera; Formicidae
Gene: OXA1L
Product: OXA1L mitochondrial inner membrane protein
Exons: 8
Coding region: 112-1428 (438 amino acids)
Biological process (GO): protein insertion into mitochondrial inner membrane from matrix
Cellular component (GO): mitochondrial inner membrane
Molecular function (GO): membrane insertase activity
Source: RefSeq, a predicted model, not a curated record